AUGAAAUGCCCAUUCCAAGUCCUCGUUAUUUCUCUUUUCCUAACAUUUGCGUGUGGGAUCAAAGGCCUGGUAGAUCAGCUUGAGAAAGAUUCUAAGUCUGUGGAUCCCCAAUGGAAGCAGUUAAAUAACCAAAACCUGAGCAUGUCCAUUCUCCCCGCUGACUUCCACAAGGAAAACACAGUCACCAAUGACUGGAUCCCUGAGGGGGAAGAAGAUGAGGAUUAUCUGGAUCUGGAGAAGAUAUUCAGUGAAGAUGAUGACUACAUUGACAUAAUCGAUGCAGUUUUGCCAACAGAUUCAGAAGCCAAUGCUGGAAACAUCCUACAGCUCUUCCAAGGCAAGAGCCGAAUCCAGCGUCUCAAUAUCCUCAAUGCAAAAUUUGCUUUCAGCCUUUAUAGGGCACUGAAGGAGCAGGCCAACACUUUUGACAACAUCUUCAUAGCCCCUGUGGGCAUUUCUACAGCCAUGGGGAUGAUUUCUUUGGGCCUGCAGGGGAAAACUCAUGAACAAGUACACUCAAUUUUGCACUUCAAAGACUUUGUCAAUGCCAGCAGCAAGUAUGAAAUCAUGACCAUACAUAAUCUCUUCCGGAAGCUGACCCAUCGCCUUUUCAGGAGGAAGUUUGGGUACACAUUGCGAUCAGUCAAUGAUCUUUACAUCCAGAAACAAUUUCCAAUCCUGGAUGACUUCAAAAGUAAAGUAAGAGAUUACUACUUUGCAGAAGCUCAGGCAACUGACUUCUCAGACCCUGCUUUCAUAGCAAAGGCCAACAACCACAUUCUAAGUGUCACCAAGGGUCUCAUAAAAGAUGCUCUGGAGAACAUAGACCCAGCUACUCAGAUGAUGAUCCUAAACUGCAUCUACUUUAAAGGAUCCUGGGUGAAUAAAUUCCCAGUGGAAAUGACACACAACCACAACUUCCGGUUGAAUGAACGAGAGGUGGUCAAGGUUUCCAUGAUGCAGACCAAGGGGAACUUCCUGGCAGCAAAUGACCAGGAGCUGGACUGUGAUGUUCUGCAGCUGGAGUAUGUGGGAGGCAUCAGCAUGUUUGUUGUGGUCCCACACAAGCUGUCUGGAAUGAAGACGCUAGAGACACAACUGACACCCCAAGUGGUCGAGAGAUGGCAGAAAAGCAUGACAAACAGAACUCGAGAGGUGCUCCUGCCCAAAUUCAAACUGGAGAAAAAUUAUAACCUGGUGGAGACCCUGAAGUCAAUGGGUAUCACCUCACUGUUCGAGAAAAACAGCAAUAUGUCAGGAAUUUCAGACCAUAGGAUCACCAUUGACCUGUUCAAGCACCAAGGUACUAUUACAGUGAAUGAGGAGGGCACCGAAGCUGCUGCGGUGACCACAGUGGGGUUCAUGCCACUGUCUACCCAAGUGCGUUUCACUGUCGACCGCCCUUUUCUGUUUCUCAUCUAUGAGCACCGCACCAGCUGCCUGCUCUUCAUGGGGAGAGUUGCCAACCCCACCAAGUCUUAA
Molecule: messenger RNA, 1482 nt
Organism: Condylura cristata (star-nosed mole)
Lineage: Eukaryota; Metazoa; Chordata; Mammalia; Eulipotyphla; Talpidae
Gene: SERPIND1
Product: serpin peptidase inhibitor, clade D (heparin cofactor), member 1
Exons: 4
Coding region: 1-1482 (493 amino acids)
Biological process (GO): negative regulation of endopeptidase activity; blood coagulation
Molecular function (GO): serine-type endopeptidase inhibitor activity
Source: RefSeq, a predicted model, not a curated record